This is a messenger RNA of Parasteatoda tepidariorum (common house spider), 1741 nucleotides long. RefSeq names its product RCC1-like G exchanging factor-like protein. The record is from RefSeq and is a predicted model, not a curated record. Gene Ontology annotation, cellular component: mitochondrial inner membrane. Gene Ontology annotation, biological process: positive regulation of mitochondrial translation. Gene Ontology annotation, molecular function: rRNA binding; guanyl-nucleotide exchange factor activity. Lineage: Eukaryota; Metazoa; Arthropoda; Arachnida; Araneae; Theridiidae.
AGAUUAAAAAUUUUAAAAUGUUGCAUAAGUGUUUGUUAGCAUUUAUAAAAUUUUAAGUUUUUUAAAUUUAAAUCAGCUUAAUUUUUGAGUUUUUAUGCUGCAAAACCCUUGCAGUGCUGUUUUUUUUAACUAAUUCAAAAUGUUUGUAAAUUUUGUUAUUUAAAUCUUUAUUUUAAACUAGUAAACUUUUAUCGUCUGUUAUUACCUGAUUGUUUCAGCACUAGUGCCAUAAAUAUAAAGUAGUAAAUAAAUUAAUGAAGAAGAAAUAUGAUACAUUCCAUAAAGCUAACAAAGAAGAAAGAGAUCUGUCCUGUGUUACCUUUAUGUAAUGCUGUUGUUUUCUAUCAUCUUAUUACCAUAUUUAUUAGUGAAAAAAGAAGAUGGCUAUAAAGAGGACUUUUCAUUUCAAAAAUUAUCUAAUCUGUGCUCAAUCAAGAUGUUAUGGAAAACUAGUUAGAGAACAAGAUCCCGAAGAAACAACUAAAAUGCCUAUCUUUGAAUAUGCUACUGAAAACACUAAACGCAGAAAGCGUGUCUACGUGUGGGGUAAUGCCCUGUUUGGAGCAUUAGGGAAAAUUAAUUUUAUAAAACCCGCUAAUGGCCAAAAACCUCUAAAAAGUAUGCAUUUUCCUUGGAGGCUAUCUUUUGCUGAACUUCAUAGAGUGAGAGACAUAGCUUGUGGAUAUGGAUUCACAGUUUUUGCAGCAUCUAAUGAUGAAAAUGAUUUUUCACUUUUUGGUGUAGGGCUUAAUACUGAUUUUCAAAUAGGCUACCAUUGUAAAAGAAAAAAUCAUCCUCUAGAGAUAAUUGGUGAACCUGUCCCUAUAGCAUUGCCAUUAUAUAACUCAAAUACAAAAGCCAUUAAAGUUGCUUGUGGUAGGGCACAUACGAUUGUGCUCACAGAUAAAGAAGGCAUUUUCAGUCUUGGAAACAAUACUUAUGGGCAGUGUGGUGUGCUUUCAAAUACAGCUGAAAGAAAGGAGGAUCUAAUAAAGGUUCAUAAAGUUGAAGGAAUUGAUGAAGACAUUGUUGAGGUUGUAUGUGGUCAGGAUCACACACUACUUCUGUCAACUUCUGGAAAAGUGUACAGUUUUGGUUGGGGUGCUGACGGCCAAACCGGUCUGGGUAAUUAUAACAACCAAUUCACUCCCGCCAUGUUGAAAGGAGAUAUUGAGGGGGAAAAAAUAGUACAGCUCUCCUGUGCAGCUGAUUGUGUUUUAGCAGUUUCAAGUAAAGGAGAUGUCUUUGGAUGGGGAAAUUCUGAAUAUCGACAGUUAAAUUUAGCUACUGAAAAACAACAGAUAAAUGUUCCUACUUACCUGAAUCUAAAUCUGGGCAAAAUUACUCAAGUUGCAUCAGGCGGGACUAUAUGUGCUGUUGUGAAUGAGAAAGGAAAUGUCCAUGUUUGGGGUUACGGCAUUUUGGGACAAGGUCCAAAUGUCUCUUCGUCAAAGAUUCCAACUUUGCUACCUCAACCAUUGUUUGGUGCAAAUGAAUUCAACUCCGAUGUGAAAGUGAAGCAGAUUGUUUGUGGGCUGAAUCAUUUUGCUGCUCUUACAAAUCAUCACCAUUUGUUUAUGUGGGGAAAGAAUAGGAGCGAUUGUCUUGGGCUUGGAAAGAAUAGCGGAGAUCAGUUUUUUCCUUAUAAAGUUCCGGUCCCGUCUGAAGUUUUGAAAGUUAGCUGUGGUGUUGAUCAUACAGCUGCUUUAUGUAGAUCUUUUAUAUAGCUGUAGAAAAUUUU